AUGGGAUUUAAAGAAUUUCUCGAAGUAGCUCUAGUCCUUUUCCUGAAUCUGUUGGUCUUGAUUACUUUCCCAGCCAAAUUACCUGAUCCCCCCAAACAAGCUACUAAUCCACUUACUGGUUUCCCGGAGUGGCAUGAGGAAAAAAAUGAUGAAUUUCCCGAACAAGAUCGAUCAUAUGGCAUUUUAACUUCAGUAGUGACCCUUAUUGCAGCAAUCGUUGCUCUAAAAAUCACCGCAAAAAGUUUAACGAGUCCUUCUCCAUGCAAUUCAUACUUUUACUUCAAAAGUAACCCACCUAUCCCAGCUGGGCUAUUUAACCGUUUAUUAGCAUUCUAUAGUUUAUCAACAUUUUUUACUUCAAUAGCGUAUUAUGUGUUUGAUGCGGGAAAAAUUUUCAGCAUGUUUGGUGCCUUUCAUAAUUUCCUUGAGGUUGCAAUUAUGUUGUUGUUGCAUAACGGUGGAAAGGUCAUUUCCUAUUUGUGGUAUUUUGGACUGUUGAGCGUGUAUUUUAUAGUGGUGCAAGCUGGAAAUAUUUGGUUCCCAUGGCCGUAUGAUGCACUGUGGUUUAAAGGACAAGGUCUUACGCAAGAUUACGCGCUUUUAAUCCUUUUCUUCCGAAUUUAUUUCCUCACAAGAAGGAAUCUGAAAGAUGAAGCAUCAACUGAAUUGCCAAUAACUCGUGAUGAAGACGGAGAGGAACAACAAACCGGUGGCGAGAAUGACGACAAUGUUGAUGUUAAUUACUUUCCACCAGUUGUCAAUCAUCCUCGUGAAUAUUUAUUGAUACUCGUUGCAAUUUUUAUUCAUUGCGCGGGAAACGUUACGAUUACUUUUUAUCCAUCAGACAAUAUGUUGAAUGCCACGCAAGCCCGAAAACGUAUAUAUCUCCCAGAAAAUCCACCCUACAAAGUUUGGUCUAUUGCUUUGUGGGCCUUCCUCUUUGCUUUGAUUACAAUUAGAAUUGCUGUGUUUAUAAUGCAGAAACAGGCGAAAGAUGAUGAUGGUAAAAAUGUUGUUGAAACGAUGACAGUAACAUUUCUAAGAAAAGAAGUGAACAAUGAUAUAAAACAAUUGAUUUGGCCGUCCUCUUCAACGAUAAUCUGUACCCUUUCUUUCUGGCAGCGAUUGGUAUUAAUCUUUUUAAAAUUAUCUGCAUUUUUCGCGUAUAAUAGCGCACGUCUUCCACAAUUUCUAGGUGGAAGUGGCUAUCCAACUGAGAAUGUGGAUAUAAUACAACCAUACCUUCCUGAUAAGAUGCUCUCGCCACAACGUGAUGAAUCCGGUGAUGGCAAAAAGUUGGAUAAAGUGGCGGUUGUAAUUCCAAUGCACCUUAAUGAAGAGAGAUCAAAGACUCGGAUGAAAAGAUUAUUGGAGCAAUUAGCGUGGCAAACUUGUGUACCUAACAUUGUGAUCGUGGUUGAUGAUUGUUCUUCUUGCCAAUAUCAAGAUUCAGAAAUUUUGCCUGAGAAUUAUGAACUUGCUGUGAAAAUUGAGAAAUUGAAAAAGCGUGUGGGAUUCGCUUUUGCCAGAAAUCGUGGAAUCGACAUCGCAUCUAAACAUUAUUCACCUACAAUGGUGCUGUUCACUGAAAUCCACUGCCUUCCAGAUAUAAAAUGGAUAGAACAUGCAUUAGAAGCCUAUGAUACACGUAAAAGACAACGUGGCUUUGAUAGGUUUCUCUUAUGCGGUCAAACACGUGCAAUUGGAAACACAUUGUUCGACUUCUAUCACAACAUCAACGGAACUUUGAAUGGUCGAUUUCUCCCGCACCAUGACUUCUCAAUGUUAUACGGAACGUUUGUCAAUUUUGCAGCUCCACUUCCCGUCGUCAGUCGCAUUCGAUUUGAUGAUGGUUUUAGCGAAGGCGCUUUUGAUGAUGUCGAGUUUUUUGUUCGAGCGAGGGAAUUUGAAGUUAAAACCUUUCCUAUUCCUGAUAUGAUGGUUAAUUAUGAUUUUGGUUAUUGGGGUAGUGAUAAUAAUGAUAUCAAGUAUACUGUUAAUAAUGUUAAUGGUGUCUUGGAAGAUCAAGAAGAGGGGGAGGAACAAACUGUUGCAAGAUGGAAAGAGUUUGUCUAUUUUUGUAGGAACUAUGUAAUGUUUUUUCGUCUUUUCCGUAAAUUUGGUGUGUGGCAUCCAUUAAUGCUGGCAAAGCAUCCCGAAUUUACAAAUUAUCUUGAAAUUUCUCAAGAGAUUUCCAUAAGUUAA
Molecule: messenger RNA, 2205 nt
Organism: Ambispora leptoticha
Lineage: Eukaryota; Fungi; Glomeromycota; Glomeromycetes; Archaeosporales; Ambisporaceae
Source: the annotation of a GenBank genome assembly